AUGAUGAACGUUUUCUACCAAAAAAAAAUCAACAAUAUCUACGCUCCGGUUCAACCCGCCGAGCGCCUCCUCUUCUUCACCUCCCUUCACUUACGGGCGACCGUCUCCUCUCACAUUCGGUUCAUCGCGGGCGAUCUCAACGACUGCCCUAUUCCCGCGGUGGAUCGAGCGCAACAGGUGGACCGCCCGAACACCCACCACUGGCCCGUGCUUAUGUCUCGGCUCGACGGGGUGAACACGGAUGCCAUUCGGCUCAUGCACCCACUGUCGCCGGCGACCACGCGCCCGCAUCUCAGAUCUCAGCAAGGACGGUCGGCUCAUUUCGCGCGCGCGCAUCGACUUUGUGAUGGUGCAGCGGCGGCACGAGCGACGGAUCGUCUCUGCUUCUACUUUGUACAAUAUCUCUCGAUCCAUGUCGGAUCAUCGACCGGUUACGGUCACAUUUCGGCUUCGCGCAAGUGGUGCCGAGGUCGAAGAGGAGCUCCGCCUUCCCGAGGCGGCUUAUUUUCUGACCCGCAUCAACUCGUCGACCUUCAAACACGCCGAUUUUAAGGAGUUCGUCACUCCUCUCCUUGAGCAAGCACCGUCUGGGGAUCCGGUCGCGGACCUUCAGCGCGUACUCUCGGAGUCUCGGGUCCAAGCUCUCGAGCUGUCUCGGCGUCUGUAUCGGGAGCGCAACGCCCUCGAGAUGAUGCUGGUAUCUCGACUGCAGGAUAUUGAGUCUCGUCAGGUGAUGAGCCCCUUUGACGUCAUCGACUGGACGAACACCCACGACGCUCUCUCCAAGCUUGUGAACGAGCGAGCAAGGCAGUCCCGGAUCAGGGCGCAUGUGCCCGAGAUUGCAUCCGAGGAACGUCUCAGUCGUCCGGUACAUGCCAAACUGGCUGCUCGGUCUCGGGAUGUGAAGUUUCAGAGUAUACGGCUCGCUGAUGGCGAGCUCACCACUGACAUUGAGCGCGCGCUCGAGCACACCCAUUCUCAUUUCCAGCAACACUACCUUGUCGAAGCGAAGGAUCCGGAACAGGUCGCGACGAUGCGGGAUGAGCUCUUGGGACCCAUCAGAUCAGCAAGACCUUGUGACGACCCGCUUUCCGGCGCUCGCUUCCUUCGGCGCUUCUCGAAUUCGCACGUCGACAUUCUGGCCGAGCCCAUCAGCGAAGCCGAGGUGCUCGCAGCGAUUCGAACCACGCACGAAGGUCGAUCUCCGGGGCCUUCAGGGGUCCCCUAUGAGAUGUAUCGAGCCUGCCCCUUGCUUUGGCCCCCUCUCUUGACUCGAGCCUACAACGAGCUGAUUACUCGAGGCUCCCUUACUACACAACAGAGCCAGGCCAAUGUGCGCCUCUUGUUCAAACACAACAAACCUGGUGCAGCGCGGUGCGACCUCAAAUCGUAUCGUCCGAUCACCUUGCGGGAAUGCGACUACAAGAUCUUCACCAAGAUCUACGUGGCUCGUCUGAACCGGAUCCUCCCCGAUGUUCUUCCGGCCGGACAGCAUGGGUUCGUCAAGGGGCGAAGACCAGCGGACGCGGCUUUGCAUCUGAGGCUCCUGAUCGACGAGAUUAGGGGUCGUGGGGCAGAGUUCCCGACAGCAGCGCUCCUCUCCCUGGAUCAGAGCUCGGCUUACGACAUGGUCGAGCACGAUUGGGUCUUUGCGGUGUUUGAGGCUCUCGGCGCGCCGGAAUCUUUCCAGCGCGUCUUGCGGAUGCUCUACAACGGCGAGACGUCCACAGCGCGGUAUAUUGUCAACGGUUUCCUCACCGAGACGAUACGACUCCUGUGCGGUCUUGGCCAGGGCGAUCCUCUCUCUUCUUCUGUCUGGGAUAUGGUGUUCCAACCCUUUCUUGAUUCUCUCAGUCGGCGCAACAUUGCGCUGACUAUCACUCUUCCGGAGCUGGCUCCUCGUCCGCAGACUCGAUGCAUCACCAAUUUGGCGUUCGCGGAUGACGCCGUCGUCGCUGUCGCUGGACCGGAAGCUAUUGCUUCGCUCGAGGCGUUAGCUCGGGAUUGGCGACUCGCGACGAACGGCCGUCUAAACACCGACAAAACCGUGGUGAUGCCAUUGGGCGCGACGUUGUGGGAUCGCGCGGACUUGUCCAAACUGUCGUUCGUGGCACCGAACGAGUCUCUUCCCUGGAUCGGUCUCCAGUUUGCGCCUGACGGCAACAACAGGCUGGGAUUCCAUGAUCUUGAGCGAAGGGCCGAUCGAGUGAUUCUAUCGGUGCGCGACCGAUGGAUGACGCACCAUACCCGGGCUUUCUAUCUCAACCGCUACGGCAUUUCCAAGGUGCUGCACUCUCUCUCCGCCGACAUACCGCCAUCCGACGUGAUCAAGGCGAUCGAGCGCAAGCUUGCUGACUUUGUGAAGGGAGGACCGCGGCGCAGCGACUACAAGCAAUCGGUCGUCUUCACGGCACGGGCGCGAGGUGGUCUCAGCGUCGUGAGCAUCCAAGCUGUGGUAGAUUCAGUCUCGGUACGGAUCUGGGACGUGCUGGCCGGCGGGUCAACUGCGAUUUGGGGCGAUCUGGCUCGGAGUUCCAUCCGGCGAGCGCUUCCGACCUUUGACCUUGCUGCGGAUCUGUGGACGUGGAGGAACGCCGACGCACCCCGGGAGCUACAUCCCGCUGGCGAGCGGUGCUCUCGGUCGCUGAACGCUACUCUGCCGUCGUCGAUCCUGCCAAACUUUCGGUCUCCAAUUUUCUUUCUCUUUCCCCCCUCCAACCGGGUCUGCAUGACUCGCGGGCGUCCUCGGAGCAGGAUAAGCGUUUGGCGAAGCUUUUCAGUUUCGAACGCACCAUCGCUGACAUCUAUGCUCGAGCCCAAUACCCCGCAGCUCCAACGGUGCCCUGGACCCCUGAGAAGCAUCCCCAAGGCGACGGCUCGGAGCUGUCCAACCUUUGGCAAUGGAAGCGCGAUCAAGUCCAGGCGUGGAUCCAGGUCGCAGGCGAUCGCUUCAUCCCGCCGCUUCCGCCUCCUGUUCCCGUCCUCGCACGUCGACCACCCUUCAUUCGUGUCGUUGGAGCACCUGGAGCCCGGCCCGGCGGUCCCCUCGAGCACAUCUUGCCCAGAGCGACUCCGGUCGGCAUGCCUGAUCAAAAACUUCCCCUCCCCUCCGCCCCCUUGCGUGCUGAUCAGUGGAGAAUGUUGAGCUUGGACAGACCUUACACCAUUGCGCGACUUCGACGUGUCAUCAACCAUCGACGUUUCGACGACACACAACGCCCUGGAUCACUCGCCACACCCAAAGAAAGGCGACUCUUCUGGGGGUGGUUCAAUACCGGGCCCGCCACGGCUCGCGAGCGCGAGGUGCUCUUCAAGCUGGCGUACCACUUCACGCCAACGCGGAAGCGUCAGUUUGUGCAGCGGCAUGGCGACUCAGCCUGCUGCCUUGUGCAGGCAUGCAGCCUGGCAGGGGUGGAGGAUGACUUUAUUCACUUUUGGCAUGAUUGCCCUGACUCUUCUCAAUUUUGGCAAGCAGCUAGGUCCAUUCUCUGCGACGCGCUGGGGGUCGUGUCGAUCCUCGACCUCGACUACACGGCACUUCAGAUCGAGCACGGCCUCCCUCGACUGCGCGCUCGCCUUCCGGCGUCGAAAAAGCGCCCAAUCCGCGCCUUCAUUGCGCUGGCGCUCGACACUCUCAGCAAACGACGCUGGGAUCUCCAUCGCCACGCCAGAGCGAUGUCGAGCAUGGACAAGGAGAUGGCCGGACUGAAGGAGAGGUUGGAGCUCAGAUUGGCACGAUGA
Messenger RNA from Microbotryum saponariae, 3741 nucleotides. Lineage: Eukaryota; Fungi; Basidiomycota; Microbotryomycetes; Microbotryales; Microbotryaceae. The record is from the annotation of a GenBank genome assembly.